ACCCCUGCUAGGGUCGAAAUCGAGAAAUGGAAAUCCCCGAUCCGGCCUCUCUCCCAUUCUCUGAAAUCGAAGCUCCUUCCCGCGGGCUACAGAAAUCUACGGUUCUUCGCUUCUCUCUCUUCCACCGACUUAGUCCGAGAUUUAAAUAUAUCCAAUAAUGAAGCACUUGAAGUUUGCAUCGCAAAGUAGUAAAUCUGAAGGAUCAGAUGGAAGUCGUAGUAUUGUUGCUGGUCUACUAUAGAUGUUCCAAGAGAGAAGAUGGAGUGCAUAUAAAUGUGUCCUCAAUCAGUCAUUCUACACUGUCGAAGACUUCACCGAUACCAUCAAAUGAAGGGGCACAGACUGCCUGGGAUAUGCUACGUGAGGAGCAGACUCAGACACACAUUACGACAUCUUCUGAAGAUUUAGAUGCCAUACUGGGUGGAGGAAUAAACUGCAAAGAAAUUACUGAAGUUGGUGGAGUCCCAGGCAUUGGCAAAACACAGCUGGGGAUACAGCUUGCGAUUAAUGUGCAAAUUCCAGUUGAUUAUGGUGGCCUAGGAGGAAAAGCAGUUUACAUAGAUACAGAAGGCAGCUUCAGGGUGGAGCGUGCUUUUCAAAUUGCUGAAGCAUGUAUUCAAGACACACUUAAUAGUUUUGUUGUUCAACAGAGGGAUGUUAAAGUAUGCCAAGAAAAAAUGCAGCCUAAAGCUUUCCUGGCAAACAUAUUCUACUUCCGGAUCUGCAGUUACACUGAGCAAAUUGCGGUGAUAAACUACUUAGACAAAUUCAUCGCAGAGCAGAAAGAUGUAAAAAUCGUUAUCAUUGACAGUAUCACCUUUCACUUCCGUCAAGAUUUUGAUGAUUUGGCUCUCAGGACUAGAGUACUUGGUGGAAUGGCUUUGAAGUUGAUGAAACUGGCCAACAAGUACAGUGUGGCGGUUGUAUUGUUGAAUCAAGUAACCACUAAGAUUACGGGAGGUUCAUUCCAGUUAACUCUUGCACUAGGUGAUAGUUGGUCUCAUGCCUGCACCAAUCGGAUCAUUUUAUACUGGAGUGGCAACGAGCGACAUGCAUACAUUGAUAAGUCACCCUCUCUGCCGUCGGCCUCAGCACCUUUCUCUGUUACAGGUAAAGGGAUACGAAAUGCUGUUUCAAACUGUAAAAGAAUUAAAAUGAUGUGAAUACUUAUAUGGGGUGAGAAAGUGGAUGCUUUACACCCAUUGCAAGAAGUUGUUGUCAUGUGGGGCAGGAAGCUAAACACAGUCUCAGAAAUUUUGCAAUGCUCUCCACUGAAUAUUUUCAAAACUUCUGGUGGGACCAGAAAUUUUGAAUAUUGCUACAUGGGGUGGUUGGUGGAACCUUAUGAUA
Magnolia sinica is the source of this 1350-nucleotide messenger RNA. Its product is annotated as DNA repair protein RAD51 homolog 3. Bases 207 to 1163 code for a protein of 318 amino acids. Gene Ontology annotation, molecular function: crossover junction DNA endonuclease activity; ATP-dependent DNA damage sensor activity; ATP binding. The record is from RefSeq and is a predicted model, not a curated record. The transcript has 10 exons. Gene Ontology annotation, biological process: DNA repair; meiotic DNA recombinase assembly; reciprocal meiotic recombination. NCBI's taxonomy places the organism in Eukaryota, Viridiplantae, Streptophyta, Magnoliopsida, Magnoliales, Magnoliaceae. Gene Ontology annotation, cellular component: Rad51C-XRCC3 complex; replication fork; Rad51B-Rad51C-Rad51D-XRCC2 complex.